AUGGGAAUUAGCAUCUGUCCCAAAUAGCGUACUCUUUCGAUUCACGAGGUUCGAGUCUUUAUCAAACGUCCUCCCUGUACCGUAAAACUUGAGAAGGUCUCAAAAAUUAUGGUAGUUGACGACGUUAUAGAAAGAGAAGACUCUCCUUUGCUAGCUCAAGUCUAGAAGACCGAAGUGGAUGAACCUAAGAUGUAAUAUACAGCACAAUAAUCAGAAGAAAUGGAUAAUAAUGCUCAACAUCCUUGGCUUAAAAAGACCUUUGCACAACCUCAAUGCAAUGAGAGCGGGAUGAAAAAUGAUAUAUCAUUCGAACCAAAUAGUUCCAGUUUUGAUUUGCUCAAACCCAAAUCCAUUCUCAAACUUCACAAAAAUGGAAAUCAUAGUUCAGAACACAUAUCAAAUGAUCAAUAAUCUAUAGGAUCAAUUAAAUCAAAUAAGAAAGUCAGUUUUGAUAAGCAGGUGCAAUUCAGUAAUUUUAGAAAGCAUUGA
Paramecium tetraurelia is the source of this 489-nucleotide messenger RNA. RefSeq lists its product as uncharacterized. The transcript has a single exon. The record is from RefSeq and is a predicted model, not a curated record. NCBI's taxonomy places the organism in Eukaryota, Ciliophora, Oligohymenophorea, Peniculida, Parameciidae.